Myripristis murdjan (pinecone soldierfish) is the source of this 1971-nucleotide messenger RNA. RefSeq names its product dimethylaniline monooxygenase [N-oxide-forming] 5-like. The coding region runs from base 1 to 1662 and encodes 553 amino acids. Gene Ontology annotation, molecular function: flavin adenine dinucleotide binding; NADP binding; N,N-dimethylaniline monooxygenase activity. The record is from RefSeq and is a predicted model, not a curated record. NCBI's taxonomy places the organism in Eukaryota, Metazoa, Chordata, Actinopteri, Holocentriformes, Holocentridae. The transcript is spliced from 10 exons.
AUGGUGCACAAGGUUGCAGUGAUCGGGGCUGGCCCCUCCGGUCUGACCAGCAUAAAGGCAUGCCUGGACGAGGGGAUGGUGCCCACGUGUUUUGAAAGCAGUGAUGAUAUGGGUGGGCUGUGGAAAUUCAAGGAAGUGUCAGAGCCCAACCGAGCCAGUAUAUACCGCUCCCUCACCAUCAACAUUUCCAAGGAGAUGAUGUGCUACAGUGACUUCCCCAUUCCUGCCGAUUACCCCAAUUAUAUGCACCACUCCAAAAUCCUGAACUACUUCCGGAUGUAUGCAGACCACUUCAAGCUGCUGCAGCACAUUCGCUUCCAGACCACAGUGAAGAGUGUGAAACCGAGGCCAGAUUAUUCUCGCACUGGUCAAUGGGAGGUGGUGACUGAGAACAGGGAUGGACAGGAGGAGAGGCACGUCUUCGAUGCAGUUAUCUGCUGCGCUGGUCACUACACCUACCCUCACCUGCCACUCAAAGACUUCCCAGGGAUCGACAAAUUUGAAGGGAAAUACUUCCACAGCUGGGACUACAAGGGGCCUGAGGACAUGUACGGGAAAAGAGUGGUGGUCAUCGGCAUCGGUAACUCUGGGGGUGACAUUGCUGUGGAGAGCAGCAGAGUUGCAGAGCAGGUGUACGUAAGCACCCGUCGCGGUGCUUGGGUCAUCCGUCAGGUCUCUGACAACGGCCUGCCAGUGGACAUGAAGUACAACACUCGUUUUGUCCACAUCCUUUUCCAGCUGCUGCCGAUGAACUUUUUCAAUUGGUUUGGUGAGAAAAAACUCAACACCAUGUAUGACCACACCAUGUAUGCACUCAAGCCCAAACACAGGCUGUUCAGUCAGAUCCCAGUGAUCAACGAUGACCUGCCUAUGAAGAUCCUGUCUGGGUCUGUCAUUGUCAAACCAAAUGUGAAGGAGAUCUGUGGUUCCACUGUGGUGUUUGAGGAUGGCAGUGUUGUGGAAAAGGUGGAUACAAUUGUGUUUGCCACAGGAUACAACUACGAUUUCCCCUUCCUGCCGAGCAAUCUCAUGUACAAAUCUGGCCACCGUGUGGGUCUGUACAAGCAUGUGUUCCCCCCUAACCUGGAGCACCCCACUCUGGCUGUUGUGGGUUUCAUCCAUGCCCUCGGAGCUAUUAUGCCUCAGGCUGAAUUGCAGGCCCGUUGGGUGACACGCGUCUUCAAAGGACACAAUAAACUGCCUUCAAACCAGGCCAUGAUAAAGGCUGUUGAGAAGGACACUACAGACAUGGCCAAAAACUACAUCGUGUCCAAGCUGACACCGCUGCAGGUGGACUUUGUCUCGUACAUGGACAAUUUAGCUGGAGAGAUUGGAGUGCGGCCAAGUCUACCCUGGCUCUUCUUCACAGACUACCCGCUGUUCAAAAAGAUCCUGUGGGGACCCGUCACUGCCUACCAGUAUCGUGUGAUGGGACCAGGGAAAUGGGAGGGGGCCCGCAGAGCAAUCUUCACCCAGUUUGACCGCAUGUUCCAACCCCUGAAAACCAGAAAGGUGGAUGAGGAUCAUCCUUCCAUCACUGCUCGACUGUUUAAGCUGAGCGUGACAGUCAUGGCUGGAGGUGCCGCUGUCUACUACAUCCAUGUCCGCAACCCCAACACCAUCCCCACCCUCAUCUCCAACCUUCGUCCACAAGCAGUCUGAGCAUGCUUAACUUGAAAAGGGUAGUCUGAAACCUGACUAUUAUAAUGUUAUUGUUUAAGCAUCGAUCUGGGUCAGUCUACUGCCAUGUGGGUUGUGACUGCAAUGAUGAUGAAAUCUGUAUCCCAAACUAAGCUGUGAUCUGUACUAUUAAUAUUGUCUGUGCAUGCAUGUACACUAUUUAAACAUUUAAACCUUAUAUAUUGAUUAACUGAAUCUGUUCUUAUGCUCCUUUGUAAUUACUAAAAGUACAAAGAUACUUCUUUACAAAGUGUGCAACUUAAUGUGACCAUGAAUGUGGAGUGUUUUUCA